UAUUAAUGAGACAGUAAAUAUUAACACCUCCUCAACCACCUAAAUAAUAUAUCAUUCCAUAAUAAAGACCCACUUACUAUUAACCGCCAUAUUAACCUACAACUUAUAGAAGAACUUAACCUGCUUUCGUUCUUUAUAAAUAACCCUAAACUCAAUAAUACUAAUAUUAAUAUCAAUCAUCAUUUCAAGUCAGAUAAUCCUAACCUGUAUGUACUGUUCACUCCUAACAAAUUUACUAACCUAGUCCUGUUAGAUAACAGAGAAAUUCAAUCCAUUAAUAACCCAUCUAAAUUGUCAAUUCAAUCAAUCCUUAAUAUUCUAACAAUUACAGAUAGAUAUUUCCAAGUAAUUCAUAACAAUAAUAAACUCAACCCUAAACUGCUCCCAGAUACUCAGUUUAAAAACCUUAAACCUUUACACUUCCAAAUCCACCUCCAUAAUAAAUUUUCCCUCAAUAAAACUAUCAACAUCCAUAAAAAUAAUAACUUCAAUAGUAAACACCAUAAAUUAAAACCACUUCUCCAGUAAUUGCUUAAUAAGAAGAUGAAUUAGAAAAGAGAUUCUAAGAUGCUAUUGAUAGAACAAGAGAUUUGGUUCAAAAAUAUAAUCCUGCAGAUUAAAACAAAUAACAACAAUAACAAUAAUAAUAAUAAUAUUAAUAAUAAUAAUAAUAAUAAUUAACAUAACUAGCAUUAUAAUAUGAAGAUGGAUUUAUUUAUAGAGGAUAAGGUUACGAGCCUGCUGUGAGAGAAGGUUUUGGUGUUCUUACAGAUCAAUAUGAUAAUGAAGUAUUUAGUGGAUAUUGGAAAGAUAAUCAAUAUCAUGGCCAAGGAAAACUUAUCAACUUUUAAGUAGAUCAAAUAGAAGGACCAUAUGAUUACAGAGAUUUAGGUAAUAUUGAGAAUGGAUGGAUGAGUUACGAAGGUUUUAUUUUAUAUUUAAUUUAGGUGAUUUUUAUGAAGGUAAAAUGCAUGGAAAAGGAGUCCUCGUUUUAACUAAUGGAGAAUAAUUUGAAGGAGAAUUUAAUGAUGGUAUGAUUGAUGGUUAAGGAAUAUAUUCCACUUCUGAUAGGCAUGAUAUUAGAGGAGUUUGGAAAGAUGGAAUUUUAGUAGAAUGAUUCUAAUUUUUAUUUAUAAGUACAUAUUUUGAGG
Messenger RNA from Paramecium sonneborni, 1151 nucleotides. NCBI's taxonomy places the organism in Eukaryota, Ciliophora, Oligohymenophorea, Peniculida, Parameciidae. The record is from the annotation of a GenBank genome assembly.